Molecule: messenger RNA, 1095 nt
Organism: Heterotrigona itama
Lineage: Eukaryota; Metazoa; Arthropoda; Insecta; Hymenoptera; Apidae
Source: the annotation of a GenBank genome assembly
AUGGUUCAGUUUAACCCUUUGACUGUUAUGGGCGCAUAUAAGCAAAGGCUAUCAGAGUGGUCUAUGGGCGCAAAUAUGCGCCCAGCGAAAGCUUUGAUUGCUAUUCUCUCAUGUUUAUAUGCAGCAAUUUUUUCUAUCGUAGAUGUCCAACAUUCUCAGAAACCACAUACUUUGUUGUUCAGCAACGAGAUAAAACAAAAUCUUGAAACGCACCAAUAUGUUCCACUGAUAUCUGAUUCGGAAGAUACAGAAAAUAGCAUCAAUGAUGGGAUAGUUGGGUGUAGAAGGAAAAAUAAACGGCCAAGAGUACUUAGUACUUCUACAGAUGAGGAUUUAAAUUCAAAUUUCAAUUUAGAGAAUUUCGAUUCGAAUGAAAUACUUUCAACGUUGUCAUGGUCAAAGAACAACUUUAAACCGAUAAUACAUGCAUUUAAUGAUCAAAAUUCUGGAAUGAAAGGAAAUUUAACUCCGGACUCCACACCUUUAGAUGCUUUCCAACUUUUCUUUUCAGAAGAAUUAGUUUCUCAUAUUGUAGAGGAAACGAACAAUUAUUUUAAAUUUGUGAUCGAAAAUACUUCAUUCAAAACGCAUUCUCGUACUAAUUCUUGGAAAGAUACAUCAGUAUGUAAGAUGUAUGGAUUUUUGACCAUCACAAUGUUAAUGCCGCGGAUAAAGAAAUUAACCUUAAAUAAGUAUUGGUCGACUGAUACGGUUAUAAAAACCAGCAUUUUUCGAAAAAUUAUGGAUAUUGUGCCUAAUUUUACAACGAUUGAACAAUCGGCAAAUGUUGUCAUGACACUUUUACGUUCAUAUCUCGGGAAAGGUCAUACAGUAUUAACAGACAGUUGGUACACAAGUCCACAUUUAUAUGAUUUACUACACAAAUAUGAAACAAAUGCAUUCGGAACAGUAAGGAAAAACAGAAAAAAUAUGCCCCAUAUCGAGGAAAAUAUGAGGAAAGGAAAAUUUGAUUAUCGAUGUACAGAUAAUUUAUUGGCAUUGAGAUGGCGAGUUAAAAAAGAUGUGUGGAUGUUAACGAGUGCUCACGAACCUAAAAUGAUAGAAGCUGGUCGCAUAAAUCAUAUUACAGGAUAG